AUGUUGCACUACAAGAGCGUCUCGACGGAAUGGUGGGUGGAAGCGGUCUGCACACCGGUUUAUAUAACUGACGGCUCCAGCAAUACGGCUCAUCCAAACAUCACACCCUACGAGUUGGCUUUCAAGAUGAAGCCUCAAAUGGAUUACUUGCGCGUGUUUGGCUCGCACGGCUACGCUCACAUUGACGAUGUGAAACGGACCAAACUGGAACCCAAGAGCUUUAAGUGUAUGUUUCUCGGCUACGCAGUGAAUGUCACGGGAAAUCGCGUGUUCGACUUGGAGAAUGCCAAGAUCAAAGUGAUUUGCUCUGUAAAGUUGGAUGAGCGUGAGGUGGGCGGCAUUGACGACACGCAAGAGGUCAUGCCGGUACGAAUCACUUAA
Messenger RNA from Plasmopara halstedii, 381 nucleotides. Its product is annotated as polyprotein. The coding region runs from base 1 to 381 and encodes 126 amino acids. The record is from RefSeq and is a predicted model, not a curated record. NCBI's taxonomy places the organism in Eukaryota, Oomycota, Peronosporomycetes, Peronosporales, Peronosporaceae. The transcript has a single exon.